Molecule: messenger RNA, 1097 nt
Organism: Bombina bombina (fire-bellied toad)
Lineage: Eukaryota; Metazoa; Chordata; Amphibia; Anura; Bombinatoridae
Product: DCN1-like protein 1
Exons: 1
Coding region: 50-829 (259 amino acids)
Biological process (GO): positive regulation of ubiquitin-protein transferase activity; protein neddylation
Cellular component (GO): ubiquitin ligase complex
Molecular function (GO): ubiquitin conjugating enzyme binding; cullin family protein binding; ubiquitin-like protein binding
Source: RefSeq, a predicted model, not a curated record
GUGAGAGCGGAGGGCGCCACUCACACUCACUGGGAGGCCGAGUACCAACAUGAACAAGUUGAAAUCAUCACAAAAAGAUAAAGUUUGCCAGUUUAUGAUCUUCACACAAUCCAGUGAGAAGACUGCAGUGAGUUGCCUGUCACAAAAUGAAUGGAAACUUGAUGUUGCUACAGAUAACUUUUUUCAGAACCCUGAACUUUACAUAAGGGAAUGUGUAAAAGGAGCAUUGGACAGAAAAAAAUUAGAGCAGCUUUAUAACCGAUAUAAGGACCCUCAAGAUGAAAAUAAAAUUGGGAUAGACGGCAUCCAACAGUUUUGUGACGAUUUAGCUCUUGAUCCAGCCAGUGUCAGUGUUCUAAUUAUUGCAUGGAAAUUCCGAGCAGCAACGCAAUGUGAGUUCUCAAAGCAGGAAUUCAUGGAUGGAAUGACAGAACUAGGGUGUGACAGCAUAGAAAAAUUAAAGGCACAGCUUCCGAAAAUGGAACAAGAACUAAAAGAGACAGGGCGAUUUAAGGAUUUUUAUCAAUUUACAUUCAACUUUGCAAAGAAUCCAGGGCAGAAAGGUCUAGAUUUAGAAAUAGCCAUCGCCUACUGGAAUUUAGUACUUAGUGGAAGAUUUAAAUUCCUAGAUUUGUGGAACAAGUUUUUGUUGGAACAUCAUAAACGAUCAAUCCCUAAGGAUACAUGGAACCUCCUCCUAGAUUUCAGUACAAUGAUAGCUGAUGACCUGUCAAACUAUGAUGAAGAAGGGGCAUGGCCAGUUCUUAUCGAUGAUUUUGUUGAAUUUGCACGUCCUCAAGUUGCAGGGACAAGAAGUACAACAGUGUAGCCCUUAAGAACCUUGUAUAAUGUACAUAGACUGUACAAAGUAACACAACAGAAAAUUGCACAGUCAAUUUCCUCCUGCUUGACUGAACUGAAGGUCAGCCCUCGCAGCAAUUCCUGGGGGUAAAACAGACAUUUAAGACCAUAUCCUAUUUCAUUCUUUGGUGGUUUGGGCCUCUUUGCAAGUGUAAGCAAAACUAGCAAUUCCAAAUUGUGGAUUUCAUCACAUAAUCGCUGGAGCAUAUUCAUUUUGCCAUAAACAGUAGAUACAU